Messenger RNA from Carassius gibelio (silver crucian carp), 2606 nucleotides. It is a transcript of the gene dohh, whose product is annotated as deoxyhypusine hydroxylase/monooxygenase. Lineage: Eukaryota; Metazoa; Chordata; Actinopteri; Cypriniformes; Cyprinidae. The transcript is spliced from 8 exons. The record is from RefSeq and is a predicted model, not a curated record. Bases 201 to 1115 code for a protein of 304 amino acids. Gene Ontology annotation, molecular function: deoxyhypusine monooxygenase activity. Gene Ontology annotation, biological process: peptidyl-hypusine biosynthetic process.
CUCUACAAAUAUGAGCAAUUUGAACUCUAGCUACUGGAUGACACGAGCGAGACGGUUCCUUCUGGAGUGGACGGCAUGGAGAGCACUGUAUGACUGAAAAAAAAAAAACAUCUCGGCUUUUAGUUCUGUAUAUAUGCCGCUCUCUGGAGUACUCACUAACCUGUGCAUAAGGACGUCAUCCUGAUUCUGAAAGCUUCCUCAUGGCAAAUCAUGUGGAUAUAUCAGCGGUGGGGAGGAUUCUGGUCAACCCCAGGCAGGACCUGACAACGCGCUUUAGAGCACUUUUUACUCUCCGCAACCUUGGUGGACCAGAGGCCAUUACAUGGAUCAGUGAAGCUUUUGUGGAUGAAUCUGCACUUCUGAAGCAUGAGCUGGCAUACUGCCUCGGCCAAAUGCAAGACGAGCGGGCCAUUCCUAUCCUAGAGACAGUCCUGAAAGACACUAAUCAAGAGCCAAUGGUCAGACAUGAAGCAGGAGAAGCACUGGGAGCCAUUGGAAAUCCCAAAGUCUUAGAUUUAUUAAAGAAAUAUGCAGAAGAUCCAGUAAUUGAGGUGGCAGAAACAUGUCAGCUGGCAGUCCGGAGGCUGGAGUGGCUCAUGAAUGGUGGGGAAAAGACAGCAGAGGGGACAGAUGAAAACCCCUACUGCUCUGUAGACCCCGCACCCCCUGCCCCAAGAAAAACUGUCCCGGAACUGAGGGCACAGCUCUUAGACGAAAGCCUGUCGCUGUUUGACCGCUAUAGAGCUAUGUUUGCACUGAGGAAUCUUGGUACUGAAGAGGCUGUUCUGGCUCUUGGAGAUGGUCUUCAGUGCAGCAGUGCCUUGUUCCGUCACGAGAUCGGCUACGUCUUGGGUCAAAUCCAGCACGAGGCCAGCAUCCCUCAGCUGCAGGCAGCUUUGGAGAAGACCAAUGAGAACGCCAUGGUCAGACACGAGUGCGCAGAAGCACUGGGCUCCAUCGGGAAGGAGGCGUGCUUACAGAUCCUAGAGCGCUACAGGAAGGACCAGGAGCGGGUGGUGAAGGAGAGCUGUGAGGUGGCCCUGGACAUGCUGGAGUAUGAGAACAGCUCGCAGUUCCAGUACGCAGACGGACUGCUUAGACUGCAAAGUGCUUAGUGAAACUCAUUUCCUAAAACAUGUUAAUGUUACACAGCUGAUCCAUAUUUCGAACUCAAUGCUUGAAUAUUUAAUAAAUACUGUUUUUGCAGAUACAGCAGAAAAAAACAUCCCUUGAAAAAAACAGGAAUACAUUUACAUAAUAAAAGCAUUUUAUGUCUUAUUCUGCCUUGUAUGCAUCACCUCUGGCGUCUGAAGCUUAGCAUUUUGCGUCAUGAAUAUGUGAUCUUCAGUAAAGUCUGUGACUAAUGUUAAAUCCUCCACGCAUGAGCAGAGGUGAUUAGCAGAGCUAAGAGCUCCAGUGCUUGACUGAGGUCUAUAACAGUACGUUCUGCCUGACUAAUCCACACAGCAGUCUAUCUCAGUCAAUAAGAUUUAUCUUUAAAGAAGCACACAUAAAAUUAAAAUCUAGAUGCUCUAAUUCUUAAGUGAUCAUCCCUAUCUAGCAUAUCUGGAAAUUAGCUAUAAACAACCUAUAAAACAAGAAAUAAGAAGCAUCGCUUGUAUAUUUGUAUUCAACAAUAAAUCAGCAACCUUAAAAAACUUAUUUGCCCUGUUGUGAGUUUAAUAUAUAAAAGUACACAUGCUCUGCUAAUUUACUGAUAAUCGUGUGGAUAGAGGGUGACAAAAGUGGAAUGUUGUGCUCACCAAAGUCUCUGAGGAUAUCUAAGCCCUCGUUUGAGUUUGGGGGGAGGAGAGAUGAGCACGUACUGAAGAAAAGGCUGGACCAAACCACAGAAAAAGGCUAAAAGCGACACAAAGCAGAGAAACUCUGUAGACGGGAACUAGGGAGAAACUUGCAAACAUGCUACACCCCUUCAUGAUUGGUAUUGUCACAAUUAAUACCUCCAUCACCAUUGCAUACUGGAUUUUCAUUUUGACAGAAGCCUUCCACAAGAAGACUGAUGAUGAACCCAAAAAAGACAACCCGGCAUAGCCAACACCUCCUUGAUAUAGUUAUGUGCAGAGAAGGUUAGAGUAGAGCUUCUUUUGUGUCUUAGAUUAUUAUUUAAUGUAGAUAACUUGAGGGGUAAAAAAGGACUCUGACUUGAGCAAGUAUUUAAUGAUUCCAGCUUUUCAGGAAGUGUUUUACUUUCAGACUACUGCUUCAUGCUACGCUUCAAAAGUUGAUGUCGGUUUUCUGCAAGAAGAUCAAAGAUGCACCAGAACCUGAGGAAAUUCCAGUCUGAGUGGAGGGCUUGGCCGUGAUCCUGACGAUGAAGAGGAAGAAGAAGAACCACCAAAACUGAUCUUUGGGAAGGAAGAAGGGACGAGGGAGAGAAAAUAAGAUCAAGGAACAGACUGCCAUUUGACCCAGAAGUGGAUGGAUAGAAAUUCUGCCAGGAUUUAAGUCUUCUGUAUAUGAAAAAUCAUGGGGUUAAAAAGGUGUCACUGAAAAGAUUUAUGAACAGCCCUCUCUCUCUCUCUUUCAUCCAUUAGUCCAUCUUCACAAGCCCAAAUCUCUUGCUCAACCACUAACGCCCCCCCCCC